Molecule: messenger RNA, 801 nt
Organism: Akanthomyces muscarius
Lineage: Eukaryota; Fungi; Ascomycota; Sordariomycetes; Hypocreales; Cordycipitaceae
Exons: 1
Coding region: 1-801 (266 amino acids)
Biological process (GO): polyketide metabolic process
Source: RefSeq, a predicted model, not a curated record
AUGGAAAACUCAAAGAAAUUCCAGCAAACUUUUUACGAGUGGGCUAUGGCCAUUCAGAAUGGCGACUGGCACAGUGCGGAGGCUUUUUUGGCUGCCGACGUCAUCGUGAAUCGCAGCAGCAUGACGGCGCAUGCAUACGUACAGAAACUCCAAAAAGAUAAAUUUGAAACUGCGCGCCUCGAUUUGUGUAUAUUUGACGACAGUUCAGCCGACAUUGCAGCACGCUAUACGUUCCCCAGCUCGCCUGAGCCGCUCAAUCAAGGCGAAGAGUGGACCGAGCAGACGCUAUUCACCAUCGUCGGCGACAGGAUCUCCGUUAUCGAAACUCUCGCAGACACAAAUAAUUGUCCGGACCUGGGGUCGGAUGAAGAGUUCAAAGUGAGCCUCCGGGCCGGGAAAACUGAGAGUCCCGACCUGCGCAAGUUCUACACUGAGUACAUCGACUCCAUCAAUGCGCUCACUAUGCGUGAACAUUUCGAUGAGUUUUGUCAGGAUAUGGUAACGCACAACUACCUUAAGUACGGUCGAGACGAGUAUAGAGAAAUGAUAGAGUCUAGUUUCAAGGAAAUCUCAGGACUCCAUUUCACAAUCGAGCGGCUCAUUGUCAACGAGAAGGAUCAGCAGAUAGCGGCGCGUCUAGGCUUCACUGGUGUGCCCACCAAAGAAUUCCGAGGCAUCGCGCCUACAGGAAAUGGUGCCGUGUUCAGUGAGCAUGCCUUUUAUCAGCUCGAGCAGGGCCGUAUCAAGCAAGUUUGGUCGCUGCUGGAUCUGGCGUCGUACCGGGCAUCCAUUGCAUCCUGA